AGUAGUGCCAGGUUGCAGGUGGAAAUCAUAAAACUAGCUCGUGUUAUAAUAAUGAACUAAUACGCAGGAAUGGACAUUAAUAAUUUUAUCUCUUUAGAAGAUUUGAUACCAUCAAAUAAUGAAUGGUUUAAAUUUUUUGUUACAUAUGAAAAAUCGCUACGCCUUCCAUAUAUCCCUCCGCUGUUUUUUGUCUCCUUUCAGACUGUUUUGGUCUUUUUGCUGUUAGCAUCGGAAAGAACCUGAGCUAGCUGUAAACCCUAUUUUGAGAUAAUAGAUUUUUUUUUGCUCGGUUUACGUAAUAAACUGACAAGAGGCGACAGACAUAUGUUUGUUUUGAAGGAGUUAGUAAAGUGUGUUGUCAUUUUAAAAUAUUAAUUUUCCGCUUUUAAAAAGAAUUGUACAGAUUGCUAAUUUAGCUAAGUAGCUAACUGCCUAGCAUCAGCAUCAUCUAAAAGGCACGUUGACAUUAGCCAGCUAGCACCACUACACCGUCUUAUUGUUAUCAAGUCUGAAAGUGGUCAUUUUAAGUCGCCGUCUUUUAUGGGAUCAUCAUGUCAAUGAAGGCCGGUGGAAAUCGAAGCAAGCCCGGCAGUGGCAACACAACUGGUGCGGCCGCUUCUGGAGCCGGAGGUAGCGGCGGUGGAAGACAGAAUCUGGGCAGGGGAAGACACAGUGGUAAAAAUUCUGCAGCAGUGAUAUUCAGUGGCGUAUAUGCAAAUAUGAGGAUGGUCCAUGUUUUAACUUCAGUGGUGGGGACCAAGUGUGAGCUGAAAGUCAAAAACGGAGCAGUUUACGAAGGAGUGUUUAAGACAUAUGGUCCUGAGUGUGACCUGGUGUUGGAUGCAGCCCACAGAAAGAGCCCCGAGAUGAGUUUAGCCCCCAGGAAAGAAGAUAUUGUAGAAAGCAUCAUUUUUAAGACCUCUGAUGUUGUGGUGGUGACCUUCAAAGAUGUGGACCUGAAUUUUGCCAGAAAAGUCUCUUCUGACACAGACAACUUCACAGACGCAUCAGUGAGCGGUAGAAUUAACGGUGAACACAAAGAGAAAGACCUGGAGCCGUGGGAUGGAGGAGAAACCCACAACUCUGACAGCCUGGAGUCUCUAGAUACAGAUGUGUCUAACGGAUGGGAUCCCAACGACAUGUUCAAAUACAACGAGGAGAAAUAUGGCGUCUUGUCUACGUAUGACAGCAGCCUCUCUACGUACACAGUCCCGCUGGAGCGCGACGACUCCGAGGAGUUCCUUAAGAGGGAAGCUCGCGCCGCCCAGCUGGCAGAGGAGAUCGAGGCCAGCGCCACGUACAAGGCCCGCGUCGCCUUGGAGAACGAUGAACGCACCGAGGAGGAGAAAUACACGGCGGUGGUGCGAGGGGAGAGGGAGACUCACACACUCAGCAGAGAGAACAAGUACAUUCCCCCGGGUCAGAGGAACAGGGAUGCCAUGUCGUGGGGACCAGGGCGACAGAAUUCCCCUCGCCUGGCUCAGAACUCAGCCGGAGUCUCGACUCCUCGACCAGGACCUCAUGACUACAGUCCCAGCUCCGGGGCAGAUCAGAGGGUGGUCAACGGAGGUUCAUCCCAUUGGCCCUCACCCUGUCCGUCUCCUUCUUCUCGCCCCCCCUCUCGUUACCAGUCUGGCCCCUCCUCCCUGCCUCCUCGGGCAACCACGCCCACCAGGCCGCCCUCCAGACCCCCCUCUCGACCCUCCAGGCCUCCUUCUCAUUCAUCCCAUCCCUCCUAUCCCUCCUCCUCAUCCUCCUUUUCUCACCAUGGGCCCACGUCGCCAGCCUCCAAUCUGCCUAAGCGCAUGUCUUCAGAAGGUCCUCCCAGGAUGUCUCCAAAGUCCCAGCGGACACCUCGUGCUCACAGAGUCCCACCCUCGAGAAUUAGUGGCGUCCACCCUGGAGUGGAUCUGGUUCCUCAUAAUCCAGCUGGUGACGUUUCAGCAGCUCCGUCCACCAGGAGCAGCUCCUCUGGAGGGACUUGGUCAUCAGUAGUCAGUGGAGCUCACAGACCUCGCUCCCCGCGACAGAGCAGUCUGAGCGGAGCCUCACCCGGCUCUUCCCAGACGGGAACGGCUCCUGUGGAAACUGUCACGCUGAUAUCGGCUUCUUCUCCCACUGCUGCUAGCCCCGCCCCUAACAUGGUCGCCCCUCCAUCAGGAGACGCUAAAGAAUGUCGUGUCCAAGAAACGAGACAAUCGUCCCCCUCAGCAAACGAGAGCACGAAGCCCGUGGACAACUCGCCUAGUAUUACCAGAUCGGUCUGUAAAGGACCUCCUCCUAUGGCAGCAGACCACAGAAAACAAAUAGAUAACUUGAAGAAAUUCAGUGAAGACUUUAGAUUGCAGCCCAGUUCAAAUCCAGAAGCUGCUUUUGAGCCGAUAAUGACAAAGUCUCAAAGAGACCCAGCAGACAAGCCAAAAGACCUUUCCCUGGGCAAAGGCUCCGCAGCGGGACGGGACAGCUCUGAAAACUACGUAGUUCUUCCUGCUGGCCCCCCCGGUGCUGCUCCUGCUCCUCCCAGUACCAACACAAACACCAGUAAGCCUGGCAGUCCCGCUGCUCUGUCCCCAUCUCCUUCAGCUCCGGACCAGAAGAGGGCGGGGCUAGAUGUGACCUCGCAGGGGGUCCAAACUACGGCCGUGUCUGCGUUCAGUGGACCCAAGCAUGAAGAGAAGGAGGAGAAAAAGGAGGCGGUACAAGAUCAAGUAAGAAAAUCAACCCUGAACCCAAACGCUAACGAGUUCAAACCCAGGUUUAACACCCAGCCGAAACCAGCCAGCACCCCUACGCCUCCUCGGCCUCAGGGCCAGCCCAGCCCCUCCAUCGUGGUCCAGCAACCUCAAGCUGUUUACGGUCAAACCGUCUGCUUCCCUCAGAUGUACCCGCUGACCCCCGUGAGCCCCGGAGUCCAGAAAAGCAUAAUAUGGAAGUCUCCUGUGUACCAGGUUCAAAUGCCUCAUAUGACGGUCAGCCAGUCUAAACCCUACAGACCGGGUAAAGUACCCAACAUGCCCCAGCAGAGGUCUGACCAGCACCACCCUCCUGGGACGCCCACCAUGAUGCACCCAGCAACAGCGGCGGGGCCGCCCAUCGUAGCGCCCAACCCAGCCUACUCUGCCCAGUACUUCGCCUGCGGCCCGCAGCAGUUCACCAGUCAGCCGCUGGUUCAGCAGAUGACUCACUACCAGUCUCAGGCGCAGCACGUGUUCAGUCCCGUGAUGCAGGGGAGUGCCAGAAUGAUGGCCCCCCACACGCAUGGCCAACCCGGUCUGGUCUCCUCCUCCACCACACAGUACCCAGAGCAGACGCACACCAUGUAUGUGUCACCAGGCCCAAUGCCUCAGCAGUACGCUCACCCCAGUGCCACCUUACACCACCACCCUCAACACCCCCAGCCGUCUGCCACUCCCACAGGCCAAGGCCAGCAAGGUGGACCACAACAGCACGGGGGUCCUCCUAGCCACCCUGCUGCCAGCCCGGUCCAGCACCCUCAGCACCCGCAGGCCGCAGCAGCAGCUUUGCACCUAGCCAGCCAGCCCCCACAGCAGCAGAUGUACUCGGCCUUGGCCCCAACGCCCCCCUCCAUGACGCCGGGGCCCAACCCACAGUCCUCCCAGGCGUCAUUCCCCUCUGCUCAGCAGACCGUCUACCUCCACCCGCAGGUGCAGCACAGCUACAACCACAGCCACAUGGCACACAUGCAACAGGCUCAUAUGCAGUCCGGGAUCGUGCCCUCUCACCACCCAGCACCCACCCACCCACCGAUGAUGCUGAUGGCCACUCAGGGGCCUCCAGGGGGCCCGCAGCCACCGAUGCCCCAGGCUGCCCUCAACCCCAUCCCAGUUUCCUCCACCACACACUUCUCCUACCUGGCACAUCCACAAGUGCAGCCUCAUCACCAGCAGCAGCUGUAGGUAGGGGGCGCCAGCGAGCCGAGGGACCCGCUCUGCAUCAUGCUUCUCAGCCAGAGCCUUCAUGAGCAGGCAAUGAAGAGGAAGGGUGGGAGCCCUCCCUCUUCUCAUUCGACAUGCUUCACAUCAGGCCCCCUCCCCCCAGCCCCCCUCCCUCUCGGACUAGGCAAUAAGUGAAUGUUAACAGGUUGAUGCAGUGACACGUUUUAACGAGUUAAACUGACAAAGCUGCCUCUGUUCAGGCCUUUCUUACACACACACACACACACACACACACACACACACACACACACACACACACACACAGGCUUGUGGGUCGCAGCUUUAGUCAGUAAGACGUUAAGCGUGUUGCUGAUCGGUGAGACUGAAGAUUUAACUGGAACUUGUAUUCUGACUGCACCUUGUUAUGGAUAAAAAACUAAAUCUUCCGACUUUUAGACAGUAUUAAUCCUACUGUUUAUUGCUGCUGCUAUGUGCUGCGUUUGUCUCCAGACUACAGGUUUCUAACCAAACUAAACCCGACACGCCACCAGAAACUUCCUGUGAAAAGCAAAAUUCGAAACAAACAAAAAAAAAAAUUCACGUUCAGCAGCCAAGACAGGAGGAUGUUAUUUAUGAGAUUAUAACUGCUGGGGUGAUCGGAUCCCACUUCUCACCUGACCCUUAUGUAACUUUUAAGUUAAAACUUUUACUUUGUAGAUAAUAUAAAUAAUUUAAAAAAUAAGCAAAAAAAAAUUUUAAAAACAAUAAAAAAGUUUUAAAAACUG
Nothobranchius furzeri (turquoise killifish) is the source of this 4681-nucleotide messenger RNA. RefSeq names its product ataxin 2 (gene atxn2). NCBI's taxonomy places the organism in Eukaryota, Metazoa, Chordata, Actinopteri, Cyprinodontiformes, Nothobranchiidae. Gene Ontology annotation, biological process: cytoplasmic stress granule assembly. The record is from RefSeq and is a predicted model, not a curated record. Gene Ontology annotation, cellular component: cytoplasmic stress granule. Gene Ontology annotation, molecular function: mRNA binding.